UCUCGCUCAGAGCUCGCAGCCCGCUGCCUGGCCCGCUUUCGCUCGGUUCAGCGGCUACGGGGCACUCGAAGACAAGGCAAAUGCCCUCCCUCCACCUCCUGCCGCUCCUUCUCGCCCUCACCAUCCGCCCACCAUCGAGCCCCGUCCACGUGUACCCGGCCCGUGUGCUCGAGUCCUACCCGCACGACGCGGACGCCUUCACGCAGGGCCUGCACCUCGAGGAGGACGGCACGCUCAUCGAGAGCACCGGCCUGUACGGCGAGUCGACCGUGCGGCGGGUGGACGUCGAGAGCGGUCGGCUGCUCCACUGCGAGCGCCUGCCCGGCGCCUGGUUCGGCGAGGGCGUCACCGUGCAGGCCGGCCGCUGCAUCCAGCUGCUGUGGCGCGAGGGCCUGCUGCUCGUACGCGACGCGCGGACGCUGAAGCUACGCGACACGGUGGCGCUCCCGUCGGGCAUCUCUGAAGGGUGGGGCAUCACGGGCGACGGCGCGGGCAGCCUCUUCGUCUCGGACGGCUCGGACAUCUUGCACGAGCUCGACGCGCACUCGUUUCGCGUCAAGCGGCGCAUCGCGGUGCACGCGGCGGGGCGGCCGCUGCCCAACCUGAACGAGCUGCAGUGGGUGCGGGGCGAGGUCUGGGCCAACUUGUGGCACGAGGAUCGGCUCGCCGUCAUCGAGCCGCGCAGCGGCGCCGUGCGCUGCUUUGUCGACCUGCGCGGGCUGCUGACGGCCGAGGAGCGGCGCAGCCUCGGCCGGACGCCCGCGCUGCAGCAGGAGGCGGUGCUCAACGGGCUGGCGUACGACGAGCCGACCGGCCGGCUGCUGGUGACGGGCAAGCUGUGGCCGCGCCUCUUUGCCAUCGCGACCGAGGCGCUGCAAAAAGUCGAGCAAAAACCGUAGUUGUCUCGCCUCUGCGUGUUUCGUAGCGUGUUUGCUGCUGUUUUACGUGAACAACGCACAGCGGCGACC
Molecule: messenger RNA, 968 nt
Organism: Emiliania huxleyi CCMP1516
Lineage: Eukaryota; Haptophyta; Isochrysidales; Noelaerhabdaceae
Exons: 2
Coding region: 81-899 (272 amino acids)
Molecular function (GO): glutaminyl-peptide cyclotransferase activity
Source: RefSeq, a predicted model, not a curated record